AUGGCUAAGAUUGUCCGGUCGCUCUUGCUCCUCACGCUCUUGGUCACGUCUUCAUUCUCAACCCUAACGGCACAACCCUGCUCAACCCACCAGUUCCCUAACCACAAAACAUUUGCAGCAUGCAAGGAUCUGCCUGUCCUAAACUCAACUAUAUACUGGAAUUAUUUCCCAUCAAACGGCACGGUAGACCUUGCGUUCAGAGCAACCCUACUUGGCGAUGCAGGUUGGGUGACAUGGGCGAUAAACCCUAAUUCCAAGGGUAUGGUUGGCUCGCAAGCUUUGGUCGCUUUUCAAAGAAUCGAUGGAAGCAUGGCUGCUUACACAUCCCCUAUAAAAAGUUACGGCACUCGCUUAGAGCAAGGGAACCUCACCUUUCCUAUCUACACCAUGUCCGCGGUUCAAGAAAACAAAGAAAUCACAAUCUUUGCCAGCCUAGGGCUCUCAAACAACGGUACAACUGUGAAUCAGUUAUGGCAGCAAGGACCUUUGCAUGGUAACACACCAGGUAUGCACUCGAUGUCAGGCCCUUACCUAAACUCAUAUGGGACCUUGGAUUUUCUUUCGGGCAAAGUCGAAGCAACCAGCACACAUCACUCUUUGAUGUCCCCCUUGAAAAUCUCCCAUGGGAUAAUAAACUCCGUGAGCUGGGGUAUAGUCAUACCAGUAGGAGUAAUUGUGGCUCGGAAUUUCAAAGGGUUUGGUCCAAUAUGGUUCAAAGCUCACAGAAGCAUCCAGAUCUUCGGUUCUCUUGGUGCAGGAGCUGGCAUUAUAAGCGGAUUCGUGCUUGGUUCCAUGUCUCCAGGGAUCGUAUACAAACAACACAAAUGUAUAGGCAUCACGUUGUUGGUUCUGAUCAUAGUCCAGUUGCUGGUUGCAUCAUUUCUCCGCCCAAAACCAGAUGGAAAAUAUAGGUGGUUGUGGAGCUUGUUCCACUAUGCCAUUGGUUACCCAUCAAUAAUCCUCGCCAAUGUAAACGUCUUCAUAGGGUUUGGUAUAUUGGAACCGCCAAAGUCGUGGUUGUAUGCCUACGUAGGGAUUUUCGCUGUGGUGGUGUUUAGUGGUUUAGCAGGGGCGGCGUUCACAUGCUGGAACAACAAGAGAACCCAGUCUGCAAAGAUACAACUCGAACAAAGGGCUGAUGGAACUGCUUGA
Molecule: messenger RNA, 1152 nt
Organism: Argentina anserina (silverweed cinquefoil)
Lineage: Eukaryota; Viridiplantae; Streptophyta; Magnoliopsida; Rosales; Rosaceae
Product: cytochrome b561 and DOMON domain-containing protein At4g17280-like
Exons: 1
Coding region: 1-1152 (383 amino acids)
Source: RefSeq, a predicted model, not a curated record